Penicillium arizonense is the source of this 1689-nucleotide messenger RNA. RefSeq names its product chaperonin-containing T-complex subunit CCT7. Gene Ontology annotation, cellular component: chaperonin-containing T-complex. The coding region runs from base 1 to 1689 and encodes 562 amino acids. Gene Ontology annotation, molecular function: ATP-dependent protein folding chaperone; ATP hydrolysis activity; ATP binding. The record is from RefSeq and is a predicted model, not a curated record. Gene Ontology annotation, biological process: protein folding. NCBI's taxonomy places the organism in Eukaryota, Fungi, Ascomycota, Eurotiomycetes, Eurotiales, Aspergillaceae. The transcript is spliced from 6 exons.
AUGGCCUUCGCCGGCCAAACCCCCACGAUUGUGGUGCUGAAGGAGGGCACAGAUGCCUCUCAGGGAAAGGGCCAGAUCAUCUCCAACAUCAAUGCUUGUGUCGCCGUGCAGGCAACAGUCAAGAGCACUCUCGGUCCUUACGGUGGUGAUCUCCUGCUUGUCGAUGCCAAUGGCAGACAGACCAUCACGAACGAUGGAGCUACAGUUAUGAAGCUUUUGGAUAUUGUGCAUCCCGCCGCCCGCAUCCUCACGGAUAUCGCCCGGUCCCAAGACGCCGAAGUCGGUGACGGAACAACCUCUGUCGUGGUCCUCGCUGGUGAGAUUCUCAAGGAGGUCCGUGAUCUCGUUGAGCAGGGUGUCAGCUCGCAGACCAUCAUUAAGGGUCUGCGGAGGGCAAGCGCCAUGGCGGUCAACAAGGUUAAGGAGAUUGCGGUGGAUAUGAUGGACUCGUCGGUCACCCAGGAGAAGAAGGUCGAGACACUAAGACGGUUAGCCGCGACGGCCAUGAACAGCAAGCUCAUCAAGCGGAAUUCGGACUUUUUCACAAAGAUGGUUGUCGAUGCUGUGCUCUCUCUCGACCAGGAUGAUCUCAACGAGAAGUUGAUCGGCGUUAAGAAGAUUACCGGUGGUGGCCUCCAGGAUUCCCUUUUCGUCGACGGUGUCGCUUUCAAGAAGACCUUCUCCUACGCCGGUUUUGAACAGCAACCUAAGCACUUCAAGAACCCCGGGAUUGUGUGCCUGAACGUUGAGCUUGAGUUGAAGAGCGAGAAGGAUAACGCCGAGGUCCGUGUUGAGCAGGUUUCAGAGUACCAGGCUAUCGUCGAUGCCGAGUGGCAGAUUAUUUUCAACAAGCUUGAGGCUAUUCACAACACUGGAGCUAAGGUUGUGCUCAGCAAGCUGCCCAUCGGUGAUCUUGCUACACAGUACUUUGCGGACCGUGACAUCUUCUGUGCUGGCCGUGUUGCUUCCGAUGACAUGGACCGUGUCUGCCAGGCUACCGGAGCCGCAACCCAGUCGACCUGCAGUGACAUCCACGAGCGCCACCUCGGAACCUGUGGCGCCUUCGAGGAGCGCCAGAUUGGUGGCGAGCGUUUCAACCUCUUCUCCGACUGCCCUCUCGCCAAGACUUGCACCCUCGUCCUGCGUGGUGGCGCUGAGCAGUUCAUUGCCGAGGUGGAGCGCAGUCUGCACGAUGCUAUCAUGAUCGUUAAGCGCGCUCUGCGCAACACAACUAUUGUCGCCGGUGGUGGUGCUACCGAGAUGGAAUUGUCCAGCUACAUGCACGGCUUUGCCGACCGCAACGUCCCCCACAAACAGCAGGCCGUCGUCAAGGCCUUCGCCAAGGCUCUCGAGGUUAUUCCCCGCCAGCUGUGUGACAACGCCGGCUUCGACGCUACAGACAUCCUGAACCGCCUGCGCGUGGAGCACCGCAAGGGCAACGUCUGGGCUGGUGUGGACUUCGACAACGAGGGUGUCCGUGACAACAUGACCGCCUUUGUUUGGGAGCCCAGUCUGGUCAAGGUCAACGCCAUUCAGGCCGCCGUGGAAGCUUCUUGCUUGAUCCUGAGUGUGGAUGAGACGAUAAAGAACGAGGAAUCCGCCCAACCUGGUCAGCAGCGCGGUAUGCCACCAGGUGCUGCCCAGCGGGCCCUCCGCGGCCGUGGCCGUGGUAUGCCCCGACGCGGUUAA